This is a messenger RNA of Cladophialophora carrionii CBS 160.54, 1281 nucleotides long. RefSeq lists its product as uncharacterized. The coding region runs from base 1 to 1281 and encodes 426 amino acids. Lineage: Eukaryota; Fungi; Ascomycota; Eurotiomycetes; Chaetothyriales; Herpotrichiellaceae. Gene Ontology annotation, molecular function: 3-methylbutanoyl-CoA dehydrogenase activity; flavin adenine dinucleotide binding. The record is from RefSeq and is a predicted model, not a curated record. Gene Ontology annotation, biological process: L-leucine catabolic process. The transcript has a single exon.
AUGGGUUCCGUGGAAACUCCCAAGAUUUCAGCAGAGAACACACAGGGUGUUAAAUUCUCGAAAGACGGCUUUCCGACUACAUCUGAGGAAUGGGUGAAGCGAGCUCAGGAGGUAGCUCAAAUCCUGGCCUCAACAGCUGUUGGCCGCGACAUCGAUAAUAAGUCUCCAGCCACCGAAGUCAAGCUGUUGAAGGCAGCUGGCUUGACCAGAAUCCUAGGUCCGAAAGAGUAUGGAGGGGGCGGGCAAAAUUGGUCAGUCGCCUAUAGGGUGAUUCGCGAGGUGGCCAGGGGUGAAGGCUCGCUGGGCAUGCUCUUAGGCUACCAUCUUCUCUGGUCAACUACCGCAAACGUCGUUGGUACCGACGAACAGAAGCACCGUAUACAGAAGCAGAUUCUGGAGCAUGACUGGUUCAUUGGAGGUGCUGUCAACCCUCGCAACGCCGACUUGAAGAUAACCUCCGAUGGGGAUCAUAUCGUUUUCAAUGGGUUCAAGCACUUCAACACAGGCGGAGUGAUCUCGGACGCCACCAUACUGGAAGGUGUAGUUGAUGGGACAGAGAAUCACAUCUUCACCAUUGUGCCGACAAGGCAGCCGGGGUUCCAGUUCGCUCAUGACUGGGACAGUCUGGGGAUGAGGCUGACUGAGUCUGGAAGUGUCAAGAUCGAACAAGUCCGAGUACCAUGGACCGACGCCUUUGGAUGGGACCCUCAGACUAAACAGCCUAUUGAGAGUGUUCUCAAGAUUCCUUUUGCGUCUCUUCUCUUGCCUACGAUCCAGCUCGUCUUCUCCAACUUCUACCUGGGCAUUGGACUAGGAGCCUUGGAUCCCGCAAAGCACUGGACGACCACGAAGACACGUCCAUGGCCUUAUGGAGGCGACAACAAAGACUCCGCGCUUGACGAGCACUAUGUGCUGGCUCGGUAUGGAAACUGGUUCGCGCAUCUGCGCGCUGCAGAAGCUCUCGCAGACCGAGCGGGAGACGAGAUUUCGGCAGUCUAUGCAGAGCACGGAGAAAAGCGAGACGUCAGUGCACGCAGACGGGGCGAAGUCGCUGAAUGGGUGGCUAGCAUCAAGGUCGUGGCAACAGACACCAGCUUGAGGGUCGCAGGCGGGAUUUUCGAGGUAACCGGGGCAAGCUCGACGGCGAAGAAAGUUGGUCUCGAUCGCUGGUGGAGGGAUAUCAGAACGCAUACUUUGCAUGACCCGGUGGCGUACAAGGAGAGGGAGUUGGGGAGAUACUUCUUGCUUGAUGAAAUUCCGGAGCCCACGUGGUAUACAUGA